Ornithodoros turicata is the source of this 878-nucleotide messenger RNA. It is a transcript of the gene eIF3j, whose product is annotated as eukaryotic translation initiation factor 3 subunit J-like. Bases 88 to 792 code for a protein of 234 amino acids. Lineage: Eukaryota; Metazoa; Arthropoda; Arachnida; Ixodida; Argasidae. The record is from RefSeq and is a predicted model, not a curated record. Gene Ontology annotation, molecular function: translation initiation factor activity. The transcript has 9 exons. Gene Ontology annotation, cellular component: cytoplasm; eukaryotic translation initiation factor 3 complex.
AUAGCCUACCGUACGUGGCGGUAGUUACUGCAAGAAAGGUCGGGAUGCGGCGGCAGCUGUUGGUGACCUUUUUCACUUGUGAGGAAGAUGGCGGAUGAUUGGGAAAAAGAGGACUACAAGCCUCCGUCGUUUGCCAAAAAGCCCGUAACUGGUGACAGAUGGGAAGGUGAGGACGAGGAAGACGUCAAGGAGAAUUGGGAUGAUGAAGAGGAUGCUGCAGCAGAAGGAGAGAAGGCGGUGGCAACACAGGUGAAGAAGAAGAAGACGCUAAGCCAAAUCAUCCAAGAAAAGGAGGAGAAGAGGCGGAAAGAGGCGGAACUCAAGCGAGUGCAGAAGGAGGAGGAACUACAACAAAUGACACCAGAGGAAGCACAAGCUGAGAAGCUUCGUAGGCAGCAGAUGCAGGAAGAGGCAGACCUUGAAUUAGCCAAAGAAGCAUUUGGUCUGGAUACAAAUGUGGAAGGCGUAGACAGCUUCAACCCAAUCACUAAGGAAGACUUUGACCAGUUCCGCAAAGCACUGUGUGCUAAGCUAACAACAUUGGAAAAAUCGGCCCUGUACAUUGGGUUCAUAGAUGAGCUGCUGAGAGACAUCAGCAUAAACAUUGAACCUGAGGACCUGAAGAGGUGGGCCAGCACACUAAAUGCUGUGGCCAAUGAGAAAGUGAAGCAGCAAAAGAUGUCAAAACACAAGAAGAAGGGCAAGAAAGGUGGUGCAAGUCUCAAUGUUGGGAAGGACGACAGCUUGGGUGUUCUAGAUGACUACAGCAAUGAGUAUGACGACUUUAUGUAGCAGGACACUGGAACGAAGAUUGCAAAGUGUUUAUAUUUGUUACAUUGGUCCAUUGACCUGCAAUAAAUAAAGAUGCUCUUCUUGCA